CUCAUAAGGUCAGAUAUCUGAAUCCUCCCUUGACUGCUGGAUUUUCUUACUGUAGGAGGACCUCCUGGUGCAGUCCAGCAAAGAACUUUUAUAUCCGGACCUCCCUGAAGAUUUUCUAAGAAGCAAAGAAGGAAAUGUACAGAUUACAACAGAAACUCUGCCAGAAUCCACUGAAGAUGCACAGGGCAUGAAGGUGAAUGGAACCAAGAUGGAUAAUAACGAAGGACACAAGACUGGCACUGUGAGCAACGGUUUCUCAGCCAGGUGCAACAAACCCCCAGGAGUACACAAAAUCAUGACCAGUGGUGAGGUUUCAGAAGCAGAAACUUCAGUUACCUCAGAGCCUUUAAGCUCUGUGGACCCUGGAUUAACAGAAGCGACUUCUGAAGAAAAAGAAUGUGCAGAAUUAAAAACUUGUCCCUCUUGGCUGUCAUUAUUACCAGGAAACAGUGCCAUUUCCAAAAUUGACAAUGGGAAGAAAGAGUUGUGUAAAUUAACCCUUGUGUGUGAAGCAGAUGACAAUCACCAAGCGAUCCUCAGCCACCACAGUGAGAAACACAGUUCUGCGCCCGACAGACCCACACCUACUGGAAAUGUAGAUGCUAUAAAACCCUUGGAAGAAAAUCCUGGAAUUUCAUAUUUCACACCACAUUUGUCUGUUCCAGAAUCCCAAACAUCAUCCUUAGGAAAAUGUGGAUUUGAAACUGAUGGUUUGCUAAAGGGAUCUGCUGAAAAGACGGACAAUUCCCAUUUUGAUGAGGAUGUUCAACACAAGAACUUGGCUUGUGGAGAAGAAAGUAAAAAACAGCCUUUGAAUCCCAGAGGUGACAGAGAGGAACUCUUCUGUACUAAUGCCAGACAACCAGAAAAGGAUGUCAGUGGUCAUUGUUCUGGUGAAAAAGAGAUUGCUGAUUCCCCAAAAGAAAACAUCCAGAGUAACUAUUGCAUCCAAGGCAGUAGCCAUACAGAAAGCUCUAGUUCUUUAAUGCCCAAUUCUUUUACUAAAGCCACAGAAAUAAUGUUUAAAAAAAAUGAUUUGAAAAUCACUUUAGACAUUCGAGGUAACUUAGUAAACCCUGAGGUCCAUAGAAGAACUGUCACUAAUGUGUGCCAUGUAGGUAGACGUUCUGAGGAAAGUGAUUUUUCCUCUUCAGAGCAGACUGAAGAGCCAAAACACACAACCACUAUGGAGCACAAAAUAUUAAGUGAAAAUUUUUCCUUAGUCAGUGCCCAGGGAAACCUGGAGGAUGAGACCCAGUUAAACGAAGCAACACGUAAAGAUUGUCUGUCUAAAAGAAAAUCCCUUGUGAGUUUAAUGCCAGAAAAUCAGAUAAGUUCUAUACUUAAUGAAGUAUUAAAACCCAAGAAAGAUAUUGCUCAAUUACCACUAUUUCCAGAAUUGGAUUUCAGACCUGGGUCAGAAAAAGCUAUACAGACUUCACAUGAAAGUACUUCAAAUUUAGAUGAACAGAGUGUUGCCCAGGAGAUGAGUGAGCUUUCUUGUGCAGAAGAACUGGUUAUAAACAAAGUAGGAUACGAAUGUGUUUUAAAUCAACAAGUGUCCCUUAAUUCUCAAGAUCACAUGACAUUGUCAGCUAACUCCCUACUAAAUACAAACGGAGGGAUGCCUUUAGCAUCAAGCAAAGAUGCCCAACACAGCCACCACCCGCCUUUAGAGAAUGGAGCAGAUGUCAUUGCUGGUUCUCAAACCAUUCUUAUUAAGACAAAAACAAAAGACAUCUCUCCACAAGGUGGCAAAACCUGUGGUGCCUCUUCAGACAGCCCCACCUUAAAUACCAAACCAGGAAACCUAGAAGGAAAAAAAGAAAUGGCUGAUCCAGAAACAGAAGAUCAACAUUCUGGGUUCCUUUCAAGCAGAAAAGAAGCAGCUGGCUUUCCUCAGGAGGUUUCUGUCACAGAAUGUAAAAACGCUCAAUCUCAGGGUAUCUCCAGCUGUCACUGUGUAAGGAAAAAUGCACUACAAGAGAAUAUGUGUUCUGCAUGUGCUGCUUUAACGCCUAGCAAAAUCGUCCUGAAAGUUAACUCUGUAGUAAUAAAAUGUGAAAAUGCACUUCAGCAUAGCGAUCACCACUCCCAGGGAGUAGAGGACUCUGCAGAAAGUAGCACCCGUAAAGAGAAGAGUGAACUUGCUGGAAGAGAAACUCAAGACCAGCUUCUAGGACCUAAGAUCAGAAAUGAAACAGCACGUGUGUCAGAUAGUGGAGCUUCCAACACAACCACUCACACCACCAGUCACAUCCAACCCUGUGGGGAAGGGAUAGAUGGAAAGGAACCAGAAUUGCCCAAAGAAAAUGUGUCUUGUAAAUACAGUAUCUCUGAUUGUGUGAAAGAACUAAACCAGUCUGUAAACAUUCCAAGUCCUGAAAGGUUUUUGGACCAGUCUCCUACUCUUACGUUCUCCAGUUUUAAAAACAUGAACCAAGGAGUUGAAACUCUUGGUAAGAAUGCAGAUGAAGUCCUUCACUGCCAGAGCAACCAGAACAGCCCAGAUGAAUGCAGAAGUGAAGGUAAACCAGCUGAGGAGGUCCUGGAUAGUGACCAGAGCGAGGCCAUCAGAGAGCUUAACAGAGAGGUAGGCCAUAUUGAAAAGGAACUGCUGGUCAGUUCAGGUAAUGAUAACCCACUGCCUUCCGGUAGUCCAAACAAAGACUUCAAGGGAACCUUUGAAAAUGUUUCUGGUUCUGAAGAGUCUAUAGAGGGUAUGGAAGACAUGGUCCAUCCAGAUUGUAGUGAAAAGCCUGCAAAAAGUGUGCUGGACGUGAAAGCAUCUAGGACACUUGGUAGUGCUGCAAGGCAAGGUAGACUGGCAUUCCACAGAACCCCACGGAAUACCUCAUCUCAGAGAGGAGAACUGAAUACUGUACCUACAGGAACAACUGGCAAGGACUCAGAUUGCCCAAACACUGCAGCUUCUGCAGGGCAGAAAGCAUGUAGACCUUUAAAAGACUGUGCAGUGGAAGAGCAUCCAGACCCUUCCAUAGGCCAGGUGGAAGAGAUGGAGUCUGUUGCAGAUCAUGAACCAAAUACAGCAAUACUGGAUAGAGCAGUGAGCAUGUCUUUAAACUGCAUUCACCGUGAACGUCAAGGUAGAGGAGGAGUUCUGAGAGAAACCCAAGGAAUGACUGAAGGAUCAAGACUAGAAGGAGAUUCUGAGUUUGACAAGGAAGAAAACCUUGGGAUAGCCUCAAAAGACUUGAUGUCUUCUAGGUGCCAAGAUGAGAACGCUAGUCUCUCACAGCACCUGAAGUCCAUUGAGAUAAUGCUUUUGUGUCUGUCUUCUCAAAAAAAUUCAACUGAUAGUGAUAGUGAAGAAACUGACCUGGAAAAUGUCUUUAAACCUAAAGCUGGUGAAGUGCUUUGUGGAAACAUAAAGGAUUGCACAGUCCUGCCUGAGAUGACGGAAGCAGUCCCAAGGGAUAAAGGAGAUGCCACACACAUCGGUGUGGAGAAGCAUGCUUGCAGAGCCUGUCACCCUCUCGAGAAUCCCACUGGUAGACACUUGCCUUUGACAGUGGAACCCACAACUAAAAUGAAUGGAGGAGAAACUGAAGAACUUUACCGCCAAGAACCAUUGGGUUGCUUAACUGCUGGGGAGGAAUCUGAGGAGAGCAAUACCAGAGAAGGUCAUGAUGGCAAUAGCUUGCACAAAGUUUCUCAGACCAACCUGAAAUGCCAGAGGACGUGUGAUAAUACUGAAAAACAACAAAGCCAGAGGGUUUUGGAGGAUAUGUUGCCAAAGGAAGAGAAACAUAUACAUCAAAAAGGAGCAGAAGUCAUACUGGAACAGAGUACAUCCAAUACGUUGUCAGAUGUGGUGCAAAAUAAGAACCAGCCCAACCCUGACAAAGAUGGAUCCACCAUGAAGAAAGGAGUCACUCUAGCAAAGCCAGUCAAGGGCAACACAGCUGGACAGUUUCAGAAGUUAGAAGACCCAGAGGAGGAAAGCUUACGUCAUCCAUUGAAGAAGGACAUUGGGUUGUGUACAGGUCCUUGUCUUCCCAGUGCCCCCUGGAAACAGCAAGACCCCCACUCCACUGGUUGUGAUCAAAAAUGUGGUGCCUUUGUGAAUACUUCCUGUCAGAAAGGAAUGCUUCCCUUAAAGAAGCAGCCCCAUCGAACGUGCAAGAGAGUUUCCUGUCAGGAGCCAGUCAGUGUGGGGAGAAAAAGAAGUAAAAUCAGGAAUUCUGCUUUCGGAAAGAGUUCCUUUGAUCCCAUCCCCACCAGAGCACACAGACUUCUUAGCUCCUGUGUCGUGCCUGCGCCCACACGAUUAGAACCCGAAACAGUACCUGUGAGGACCUUGCUUAGCCACGUACCAAAGCAGAGGGCUGCUCUGUGCCAUCCCUUGAGGAGCCUGAGUUUUAGGAAGCCUACCAAAGAAUCAGCCUUACUACACAAGCUGUCCAUACUUGCCUCCAAACUAGCCCCAUCCGCAAAGACCCAGAAACUCAGAUACCGGCGGUGUUCCUCGGUACUGCUUCCCGUGGCUAAAAGCUACAAGCGGCCCAGAUAUAAAAGGCUCCUAGAUGGAUUUUCGUAUAAUGCAAUGCAGCUGAAUCCGUAUUUGGCAGCUAGUAGAUGGGAUAAGAAGCCUAACGGUAAACCCUGGGCACUUUAUUCUCUUGAAGCCAGCAAAAUGAGCUUCACAGAUUUAAGCAACAAGAUGCCGUCACUGCUGUUUGGUUCCGAAAUCUUCCCAGUUUCUUUUAACGUGAAGUCUGCCUCUAAUUGUAUGACUGAGCCCUCAAAGACUUUUCCUGAGCACUGCGCUCCAGUGAGGCUUGCCUUAGGGGAGGCCCCCCAGAGCCCGUCUCAACCUCCCAAGUGGACCUUUUCUUUCUUUUUGUCCCACGGUUGCCCGGGGAUGGCCACAUUCAGGGAAGACACUGGCCUCCACAGUCAGGCACACACUCAGGCUUCUCUACAGACUCCAGCUCCUCUCCAAGACUGUGGAGGCACUGCCAUAGUCCACACCAGAGCAGACUGCUCUGCCCUUGGCCUUCACACACUUCUAGCACUUUGUUCCCCUGGAUGUUACCGAAUCUGGACAAAACAACGGAGCUUCUCCAAUCACAUGCCUACUGUGCAGAGGCUCUUCAUGACCCAGUUUACACAGGGCCUCAAAGGGUUAAGGUCUCCAGCUUCCAUAGCCAGCAAGGUCUUCUGUUCUCUGCCCUACUCAGUGGGCAGAGUGUUGUCCAUUUGGAGCCAGCACGGGCCUUCCUCGUCCUGCUGCUCCUUCGAGAUCUCUGCUCUUCAUUACGCUCAGAGCAAGCAGCAGCCAAGUCUGGGCACCACAAACAGCCACACCGUGUUACCAUAUGUGCCUCUUCCAGGUGUGGAAGCUACAACAAAUAGCAUUGGCAACAGUCAGAUAAGACUAGAGCCUGCAUUCACUGCCUUGGUACCGAAGUCUUGCUUGGUAACAGAACCACCUGUCAGCAAGCUCCUGCUUUCAGCCUCUGAAUUCCAAGUUCCUGCGUUUGAUGAGCUGAAUGGCGUGACAGCUGCUUGCCCCCGACCACAGAGCAGCCCUCCAGAACAGAAAGAGGCUGAGCCAGAGAAUAGGCCAAAGAAAGUCUCACAGAUUCGCAUCCGGAAAACCAUUCCUAAGCCAGAUCCUAAUCUUACCCCAAUGGGCCUGCCUCGACCCAAAAGGUUAAAGAAGAAAGAGUUUAGUUUAGAAGAAAUAUAUACCAAUAAGAAUUAUAAGUCUCCUCCUGCAAACAGGUGUUUAGAGACCAUCUUUGAGGAACCCAAGGAACGAAAUGGUACGUUAAUCUCAGUAAGCCAACAGAAAAGGAAGCGAAUUCUAGAAUUUCAGGAUUUUACAGUUCCCCGAAAGAGGAGAGCCCGAGGUAAAGUCAAGUUGGCUGGCAGCUUCACCAGGGCCCAGAAGGCAGCUCUGCAGGGUCGAGAGCUGGAUGCUCUUUUGAUACAGAAGCUGAUGGAACUAGAGACCUUCUUCGCCAAGGAAGAAGAGCAGGAACAGUCUGCAGGCUGUUGAGAAGCAAUUUGGUUGCUUCCAUUUUGGAUCUUUUUGGACCUCCCUGGAAGAGGUUCCCUAAUUUUGCCCUAUGCCCAAACCACUCACGAUGCCCAGUCCGUGAAUUUUUACCAUUUUUGAGGUGCAGCCUUUUUAGAAACUGGUGAAGGAGUGUCUUCUGCUGCUGACUAUAGAACCUCAGGAAUGCUCCGUUCCUCCUGGAAAUGGUCCCGAAUGACGCCUGGCCACCUCCUCCCAGCUCUGCCAUCCACAGGAAGAGGCUGCACGUCUUAAGCGACACUAGGAUUCCAAGGACUCACAUGAAAGUUCUGCUUUGUUUACGGUGGUGCUAGACCAGGACUACUUAGAAACAUGGCCUAGGAAGGGGCCCUGGCCUCCUGUCCUGUGUGGCCUCACCGGUUCAUUCCGGUGAUGGAGAAAAGAUGAACUGUUGUGCUUUCUAAUCCUUUGAGUCUGUCUGCCCAGGACACGUGUGUGUGUGUGUGUGUGUGUGUGUGUCUCUCUCUCUCUCUCUCUCUCUCUCUCUCUC
Molecule: messenger RNA, 6557 nt
Organism: Castor canadensis (American beaver)
Lineage: Eukaryota; Metazoa; Chordata; Mammalia; Rodentia; Castoridae
Source: RefSeq, a predicted model, not a curated record